This is a messenger RNA of Canariomyces notabilis, 801 nucleotides long. RefSeq names its product alpha/beta-hydrolase. The coding region runs from base 1 to 801 and encodes 266 amino acids. The record is from RefSeq and is a predicted model, not a curated record. NCBI's taxonomy places the organism in Eukaryota, Fungi, Ascomycota, Sordariomycetes, Sordariales, Chaetomiaceae. The transcript is spliced from 2 exons.
AUGCCACCCUCAAUCUUAUUAAUCCCCGGUUCUUUUGGCCUGCCUGAAUUCUACGCGCCGGUGAUCUCGGCCGUGGCGCAAGCAGGCUAUGAGAUCAAGGCUCUGCACCUACCCAGCGUGGGCGUCGCAACGGGGCAGGGCCGGCCCGGCAUUGGCGUCCCGCCGCCGACCAUGUACGACGACGCGGCGCUGAUAGCCGGCGAGGCUGGCCGGCUUGUGGGGAACGAGGGCAAGGACGUGAUGCUUGUGGCGCAUUCAUACGGCGGGAUCCCGGCUACGGAGAGUAUCAAGGGGCUGAGCAAGCGGGACAGGCAGCGCGACGGUAAGGGGCCGGGCGGCAUCGUAAGGAUCGGAUAUGUGACGUGUUUGAUGCCGGUGGCGGGCGAGUCAGCCGCCGAUGUGCUGGCCCAGGUGCCGCCGGACAGGCGAGAUCAGCUGGCUGCUGAUGAGAACGGCUGGCUGUACCACACCAAUGUUUCGGCAGCAGCUCAGCUGUCGUUUUCGGGCUUUCCCCAGGAAGAGGGAGAGGCCUGGAUCCGGAGGUUCCCUCGGCACUCGGCAGCUAGCUUUGCCGGCAAGCUGACGCAUCCCGGAUACAGCGACGUUUCGGUUUCCUAUCUCAUCUGCGAAAAGGACCGCGUUAUCCCACCCGACAUACAGAGGGACGGGAUAGCCAUGAUUGAAAGGGAGAGUGGGAGGAAGGUGGAUGUCACUACGGUACAGGCUGGACAUGUGCCAAUGGUCAAUAAGGUGCGCGAGGUGGUUGAUUGGAUCUUGCACAUGGCAAGACAAGAAGAGUGA